This is a messenger RNA of Vanderwaltozyma polyspora DSM 70294, 276 nucleotides long. RefSeq names its product Hym1p (gene HYM1). Bases 1 to 276 code for a protein of 91 amino acids. NCBI's taxonomy places the organism in Eukaryota, Fungi, Ascomycota, Saccharomycetes, Saccharomycetales, Saccharomycetaceae. The transcript has a single exon. The record is from RefSeq and is a predicted model, not a curated record.
AUGUUUAAGAAGCACAAGAAUCAGGACUUGGAUAUGUCCUUUCUUUGGAAAAAGAAUCCGAAGACACCAUCAGAUUAUGUCCGAUAUUCUUUGGAGCAGUUUGGGAAGAUGACUACUGCUUCGACUAGUGACACGAGACGAAAACAUCAAGAAGAAUUGUUUAAAUACUUAGUAGGAACUAGAGAAUUGUUAUUAGGUGAUUCCGAACCUAAGCCAACGAAUCAGAUGAAAUAUGAAGUUCAUGUAGCAAUGAAUAAACAUGAAUUUUUUUUAUGA